GCUUCAAUCUCGAGUUAUUUUCAGUCUUGGCAAAAUGAUGCUACUUGGAAGACUAAAAUCCCAGCUCGUCGCAUCGACUUCUCCCUGGCGGCUUUUGGCCCGAAACUACAAGGUGACUGUUGUGGGUGCCGGAGGAGGAAUCGGGCAGCCACUCUCGCUGCUCAUCCGCCAGAAUGCAGGAAUACGCGAACUCGCCCUGCACGACAUCAACGAGAUGAAGGGAAUCGCCACGGAUCUGUCGCACAUUUCCAAGCCGGGACGCGUGACCACCUUUGUGGGCGAGAGUCAGCUGGAGGCUGCCGUGUCGGGAGCCAAUGUAGUGGUAGUGGCCGCCGGGAUGCCUCGUCUGCCGGGCAUGGAACGGGACCAGCUGAUGGCCGCCAACGGGGGUGUGGCGGCGAAGGUGGCCAGUGCCGUGAGUGUCGCCUGUCCUGGUACUCUUCUGGCCUUCAUCACAAAUCCCAUCAACAUGAUUGUUCCUACGGCAGCGGAGGUGCUGAAGGCCAACGGGGUAUUUAAUCCAAGACGUCUCUUCGGGAUCACCACUCUGGAUGUGGUGCGCGCCAAAAAGUUCAUAGGUACUGCCAUGGGCAAGGAUCCCGGUAAUGUGGACAUCACGGUUAUUGGCGGUCAUGCGGGAAUAACGAUCUUGCCACUACUCUCCACUUGCAAGCCGCCGUACUUGGGAGAAGCUAAGGAGAUCGAGAAAUUGAUUCAUCGCAUCCAGGAGGCGGGAACCGAGGUGGUGAAAGCCAAGGCCGGCAACGGAUCGGCCACUCUAUCGAUGGCGUAUGCCGGUGCCCAGUUUGUGGACUCCCUUCUGCGAGCAAUUGGCGGUCAAGAGGGUGUGGUCGAGUGCGCCUUCGUUGCCUCGGAACUGACAGAGGCUCCGUUCUUCGCCAGUAGCCUGGAACUGGGACGGUAUGGAAUCAAGCGCUACCUGGAAAUUCCCCAGAUGAACGAGCUGGAAAUGGAGGCCCUGGCGAAGUUGCUUCCCAUUUUGCGAAAGAACGCCGAGGAGGGAAUCGAUUUCGCCAGGAAAUACUUAAAACAACUCGAGAAGACCGUCCCCACUGCGUUGCCAGAAGCUCAGUAAAACACACAUAUACUUAUUGUUUUCAGUGCAAACUCCAGACUAUCUUGGCACUGAUACUUUUUAUGAUGUCUCGACAAGUAACCGUCUAGACAGUAGGCAAAGUUCCCAAACAAACUACUUUUCAAGGCUGACAAGUACAUAUAUGUGGCUUAACAAUAUACUUUUACAAUAAAGGAAUGAAUUUUGGAAAUUUAA
Molecule: messenger RNA, 1291 nt
Organism: Drosophila ananassae
Lineage: Eukaryota; Metazoa; Arthropoda; Insecta; Diptera; Drosophilidae
Product: malate dehydrogenase, mitochondrial
Exons: 1
Coding region: 35-1096 (353 amino acids)
Biological process (GO): malate metabolic process; tricarboxylic acid cycle
Cellular component (GO): mitochondrion; cytoplasm
Molecular function (GO): L-malate dehydrogenase (NAD+) activity
Source: RefSeq, a predicted model, not a curated record